AUGGACUCAGAAAAUAUCAUCUUUUAUGACAUUUCCCCUCGUCCCCCUGUGGAGAAGAAUGCUCACGCCCCAAACCCUUGGAAAAGCAGGCUUGCACUCAACUUCAAGGGCGUUCCAUACACAACAACAUGGGUAGCUAUGACCGACAUAGCAAAAACGCGCAUCGGCCUCAAUGUGCCAGCAGGACGCAAAUUUGCUGACGGUAAAGACUUUUAUACUUUGCCCAUCAUGCAAGACCCUACCACUGGUGCCGUGUUGGGGGACUCAUUUGACAUUGCGCUAUACCUCAACAAAACCUAUCCGGGCGGGGGUGAUUUGUUCCCAGCUCAAAAGCUUGACUUCGACUACGAGCAGCCUUAUAUCCUCAUACCUUUGUCUGAUUGCAGCAACAAGGAGUUUCCCGACUAUGCAAAGUUCAACAUGAACAUUGACGCUGCAUUCACUGCUCAUCUUCAGCUUGGGGUUCAGGGCAUGCCGUUCCACCCCGCUACAGAAGAGCAGACCAAGGCCGAGUUUGUGCGACGGGCCGGAGUUUCGGGAUGGGACGACUUUGCGCUUAGUGAUGAAGGGCGAGUCAAGUUACUAGAGUCUCUCAAGAACAUGUUGGGUGACCUGGCAGUGCUCUUUACAAGGGACAACAGCGGACCCUUCCUGCUUGGGUCACAAGUUACCUACGCGGACAUCAUUGUUGGCGCGUGGCUCCGGAUGAUGCAUGUAACUUUUCCGGAGGACGAGUGGCAGCAGGUUAUAUCUUGGCAUCAAGGCGUUUUCGGCAAACUGCACGAUGGAUUGGAGGUGUUCGCAGAAGUAAAAUAG
Messenger RNA from Fusarium pseudograminearum CS3096, 816 nucleotides. RefSeq lists its product as uncharacterized. Bases 1 to 816 code for a protein of 271 amino acids. The record is from RefSeq and is a predicted model, not a curated record. The transcript has a single exon. Lineage: Eukaryota; Fungi; Ascomycota; Sordariomycetes; Hypocreales; Nectriaceae.